This is a messenger RNA of Dothidotthia symphoricarpi CBS 119687, 1587 nucleotides long. RefSeq lists its product as uncharacterized. Gene Ontology annotation, molecular function: transcription coregulator activity. The record is from RefSeq and is a predicted model, not a curated record. Gene Ontology annotation, biological process: regulation of transcription by RNA polymerase II; termination of RNA polymerase II transcription. Gene Ontology annotation, cellular component: core mediator complex; mediator complex. Bases 267 to 1124 code for a protein of 285 amino acids. NCBI's taxonomy places the organism in Eukaryota, Fungi, Ascomycota, Dothideomycetes, Pleosporales, Dothidotthiaceae. The transcript has 2 exons.
CACGCACGCAUUGCUAAGCGGAUUUCCGCGGCAUAUGCCUAGUUGGGUAUUCCGCUGUCGCGUUCUUUUGCCAUGCUCUUUCGUGCUUCUGGCCCAAGCUUCUCGUGGUCGUGCCUGCCCGCCAAUCGCAAGCUGUUCCCUCUUCUAUCGAACCCCACGAACCGUCUCCGCACUUUUGAGUCCUGACGUGUGUGACGAGCGUGACGAGCCGACAUCGCGCGGUUCAAUCUCCGGACGCGACCCAGCUCGACGUGCACUCUCUCUCCAUGCACGAGCUGCUGCUGUAUGGCCAGGUCCCCGCCGGUCGCCAUGAUCAGGUCCUGAAGAUUCUCGCGGGCGUUGCGGCCAUGCAGCCGCGCCGCAUGCUCCAGCGAUGCAUUGUCUACAAGCCCCAGCGCGAGCCUGAGGAGCCAGGCUUGAACCACCGCCGCGGGGGCACACAGGCGGUAGCUGCCAAACCCGCGCCCAAGCAGAAUAAGCCCACGGCCGUCACCACGACGCUCUACUACACCAAGCUGGUGCAGAAGCUGUCGCUCGACGAUUUUGGCGCUGCAGAUGGUGCCCAGCAGCCCGAGGCGACGUCGCUGUCUGCCCAUGUUGUCGAUGGCGAAGAGCCAGUGUGGUCGACGCUCUUCGAAGACCUCCCAGACACUAGCGACAGGGGCGUGUCGAUACGCUUCACCAACAGCACCGACGUUCUCUCGGGAGAUCCACAUGCAUACAUGCUUGCCUCGGGGCCGAAUCAAUUCGUGACCGAGUAUUACGUCCAAGGACACCGCUACGUCCACGGCAACGUCGUCAUCUCACUGCACCGCGUCCUCCACGAGCCCGGCGUCCGCAACCUACAACAAGCACCCAAGACAACCCUGCCGCCCUUUGCUGCCCUUGACCUCCUUGAUCCAAGCGGCGCAUAUGUACUCGAAGCGAAGGUGCGAGUGCAGGACUUCAACAACGCGACUGUCCUGGAGUCUGGUGUGAACGAGCUGAAGAGGUUUCAGACACAGAUGAAGGGCUGUGUGGAACUGUCGAUACCAGACAGACUUUCAUUGGACACUCGCGUCAGGUACAAGCCGCCUCAGGCUCCUCCAGCUACGUCAGCGAACACCCAAGCGCGUCCUCGUUGAGCUUGGUUUUGGAGAUUGUGAGCAGAAUUGAGGAGUUUGCAAGCCAGAUCUCGCGAUUGUGGACGAAUCAAACGACAGUAAGCUUCAAUGGCAAAAUCCAAGUAUUGUCCAAGGAUCGAGAGACGUGGGUGUUUACAAGGACCACGUGUGGAUGAGUGAAGCAUGGUAAUUAGGGUUUCUCUGUCGUAGCCAGUGCAGGUAUGCUCUGGAGUAACAAACAGAUGAAGCCUGAGUCGAAGGUCGAGGAAUAAGAUUCGGCAUGCGCGAACUUACGAACGCGUACGAGACGAGCUCGAGUUGCUUUAAGGAGAUUUGAAUGUGGCCUGCAUCUUGUAGAGGGCAUGUUUUAUACAUGUCGCCUGUUUGCUAGCUUGACAAAAAAUGAAGACUUGCUGCUCCAUUGGUAAUGUAUGCAGUAUUAGUGACAGAACUUCGAUUCAUGAACAAUUGGCCUUUGUGCACC